UGCAAGCUGAUGGAUGGAUUCGCCAUCUUUAUUCAAUUAUGUCUAGCCACAGCUGCAUUUUCAACGCUUGUCUUGAAACGCCAAAGAGAAAAGCCACAACGGCCAGUACGCAUUUGGGCAUUUGACGUUAGCAAGCAACUUGUCGGUGGAAUCGUCAUCCAUUCACUGAAUGUAGUAGCUGCUUAUAUAUUUGGCGCUAACCCAGAUGGAGAACAGUCAAACCCAUGUGUGUGGUAUUUUUUGAAUAUCUUGGUAGACACGACUUUGGGGGUUGUUAUUCUUUGGCUCAUCCUGUCAGGAUUUAAACACAUCACCUCGUACUUUAGUUGGACCGGAUUUGAGAGUGGUGUGUAUGGAAACCCGCCCAUGUCGAAUCAGCUUAAACAAUGGGGAAAACAGCUGGUGCUGUAUAUUUUAAGUCUGGUGUUGAUGAAAUUCGUCGUCGUACUACUCUUUCACCUUUGUCCUUGGAUAUCAGACUUUGGAAGAUGGGUAUUACAGUGGACAUUAGGAAAUUAUAAGCUACAGGUGGUCUUUGUGAUGUUAAUAUUCCCUUUGGUGAUGAACAUAAUGCAAUUCUGGAUUGUCGAUACCAUUGUAAAG
Messenger RNA from Phycomyces blakesleeanus NRRL 1555(-), 603 nucleotides. RefSeq lists its product as hypothetical. Lineage: Eukaryota; Fungi; Mucoromycota; Mucoromycetes; Mucorales; Phycomycetaceae. The transcript has 4 exons. The annotation marks the transcript as partial. The record is from RefSeq and is a predicted model, not a curated record. Gene Ontology annotation, cellular component: membrane.